This is a messenger RNA of Tympanuchus pallidicinctus (lesser prairie-chicken), 1338 nucleotides long. Its product is annotated as probable N-acetyltransferase camello. Gene Ontology annotation, molecular function: N-acetyltransferase activity. NCBI's taxonomy places the organism in Eukaryota, Metazoa, Chordata, Aves, Galliformes, Phasianidae. The coding region runs from base 123 to 779 and encodes 218 amino acids. The transcript is spliced from 2 exons. The record is from RefSeq and is a predicted model, not a curated record.
UUGGCUGUUGGCGGAGGAGGGGCGUGACCGCCGGCAGAGCGGCGGCCAAUGGGCAGCGGGCGCCGCAGCGCCGGGCUGGCGAUGGUGGAGGACGGAGGGCGCGGCGAGGCGGGCAGCGCAGCAUGGCGGGGUUCCGGAUCCGGCCGUACCGCGACGAGGACUACGAGGCUGCGCGGGAGGUUUUCGCCACCGCCAUGAGCGAAUACGCGCCGGCGCUGUGCCUGCACGUCCUGCGGCAGCCCUGGGUGCUGCUGGUGCUGGGCUGCGUCUUCUGCCUGCUGCUGGCCAGCGCCCGCUCCCUGCUGCUGCCCGUGCUGGCGCUGACGCUGCUGCUGGCGCUGGGCCGCCAGGCGUUGGGCCGCGCGUGGCGCGCCUACAUCGAGCGCUGCCUGGCGGCCGACCUGAGCGACAUCCGCGGCGCCUACAUGGACGAACCCGGCGCCCGCUUCUGGGUGGCGGAGGCGGACGGCCGCGUGGUCGGCACGGUGGGCGUCCGGCCGGCGGGGGAGGCCGGGCUGCUGGCGCUGAAGCGGAUGGCGGUGCGCAAGGAUCACCGCGGCCGGGGCGUCGCGACGGCGCUGGGACGAGCGGCGUUGGGCUUCGCGCGGCAGCAGCGCGGCUGCAGGGCCGUGGUGCUCAACACCAUCAUGCUGCAGCACGAGGCGAGAGCCCUCUGCGAACGCCUGGGGUUCCGCCGGCAGAGCCGCUACGUCCUGCCCACCGCCUACGGCCGCCUGGCCAACUGCACCGUCACCACCUACCGCUACGAGCUGCCCUGAGCGGCUGCCGGUGCGGCGCCGUGGCGAGGAGGGAGCUCCGUGCCCAAAACGCGCCGGUGGUGCUUCGCGGCGAUGCGGGGACGGCCGUGCCGUGCGGCUGACGCUGCCCCGAUCCCGCGAGGCUGAGCCGUGCUGGUGACGCCCUUGGGGACGCGGGGAUCCCUGUGCCGUGAGGAUGAGCCGUGUGGACGGAGCCCGGCAGGAAUCCCCGUCCCGUUUGGCUGAGCCAUACGAACUGCCCAUGGGAUCCUCAAGCCGUGUGGACGGUGCCCCGUGAUCCUCACUGUGCACGGCUGAGUCACGCUGGCUGGCAAUGCCCCGUGGGGGCGCGGGGACCCUCGUGGUGCCAGGCUGGGGCCGUGCCCCCCUCCCCACCCCCAGCUCCUCGCUGCUCCUCAGCUCAGGGGGGGCCUCAGCCUCCCUGGGGAACCACGACACCACCACGCCCCCCAGCUGAGCGGGGACCCAAACAGGGACCCCCGGCCGUGUCCCCUCGACGUGUAGAUUCGCGCCUGCCCCCCUUAACGCUGCAGUAAUUAAAGAGCAUCGGAGCGCUGCC